UUUUCUUCUUCUAAUCCACUUUUCCCUCCUCCUCCUCCUCCUCCUCCUCCUCCUCCUCCUCCUCAUUGGCUUUACCUUGUUUUGCGUGUAAGUCAAUUUUCACACCUCAAGGAAGUGAAGAAGAGGAGGAGGAGGAGGAAGAAGACCGAAGAAGAAGACCUCAGUUAACCACCACACUCCAUCGCGUACACAGGCUGAACAGUAGUGUGUGCGUGUGCGUGUGUGUGUGUACGUGUUUGUGUACGUUUUAUUGGUUCUAUGUACGUGUCCAGAUUAAACAAAAGGUCAACAAUAGCAGAAUUUCGCUAAACUCUUCAGUAACUUUUAUCCUUAGCGUCGGGCGCCCUAAACACUUCUUUGGUUAAGUAGGCGCUGAGUAAACACUGCGUGAGGCUGAAAAGUAAAGGAGAGGAAGAGAGACAUUGUGCUCGGCGUGGAGCAAAGAGCCGAGCCGCGUGACAUUGAGACAGACAGACAGACAGAUUGGGAGGAGACACGGCCCAGGGAACCGAUCACUGACACCUGAAGAAGAGCAAGAAGAGGAGUGAGAGGAAGAGGAAGAGGAAGUCAUCGUGUAAGGCUGUUCCCCCUCCACCAGUCCCACCAUCGUCAUCGUCAGCCGUGACUCAGCCUGAGCCUCGUCGUCACCCCCACCAGCAGGCGUGCGUGCGUGCGUGCGUGUCAUGGCCUAAACGCCCAGCCCGCGACGCGCCAUGAGCACCUUAGUGGGCGGCGCCCUGCCCUGGCUGGGAGUGGGCAGCGGCGGCGGAGAGGGGGUUGCGGCGCCCAGGCGGGGGUCGAUGAGGCUGGAGCGGCAGCCCCCCACCCUCACUGAGGAGCCCCUGCCCCCCUCCAACCCCAUGUCCAUCACCCAGCUGGCCACGCCCCUGCCGGACAACGCCGUGCCCCCCCCGGAGCCCGGCCCCCUCACCCCCGCCUCCCCUGCAGACGGCCCCGCCCCCCCCUCACCCUGCCGCGGGGGAACGUGGCCCCGCGGCAGGCCGGGGCACCAGCAGCAGCCGCAGCGAGGGGGGCAGGGCCGCAGGGAGGCCCCGGCCCUCGCCCCCUGCCCCCCGCCCAGACCGGGGGGCUGCGAGGGUCUUGCCGGGGGUCGGCGGGAGCGGCCCAAGUUCCUGCCCUUGGUGUCCCCGCACCGGCCGGCACAGCCUGGCCCCCCGGCCCCGCCCCAGCCCGCCCUGCGCCCCGUCCCCCAGGUCGCUCCCCGCCCAGCCCACCCACCGCCCCCGCGCCCCCUGCUCCGCGCCCACAGCUUCUCGCAGCCUGAUUACAGCCACGUGCGGCCCCGGGUGGACAGUCGUCCCCCCGCCCUCACCAGCCCCGGCACCGGGGGCGCCGUGCCCAGGCGAGGCGGUGCCGUCCGGGGCACCAAGAUGGGUAGUGACGGCUGCCCCGCCCCCAUGCACACCCACGGCCUCAGCCCCAAGCAGCCCCCGAGCGACAAGCCCCUCAGGCCGCCCUGGGGCUGCCUCACCACUGCCCGGCGCCGCCCCGAGUGGCGGCUGCCCACCCCCGGCGUGGCUCCGGUCACGGCGAGGCUGCGGCGCUGGGGGAGUGUAGGGGAUGAGGCCCUGCCCCGGGGGCCGGCGCGCCCACCCCCGGACAUGAGGAGUCCUGGCGUGGCGUGCUCGGUCAGCCACGGGGACCUGACCGCCACGCAGGCUGCGCCGCCUCGCCGGAACGCCCAACCGCCCCGCCCCCAGGCCGCCGCCGACCCCGCAGACCUGCCGGCCAGCCCCGCCACGCCCUUGGCCCCACAGCCUUGGGCUGGUCAGGCCUCCGGUAUUGACACGGACGACAGCACGCUGCCAGCAGAAACAAACGUCAUCAAGGUGUCAGCAGCACCAGCAGGAUGCCCCAGCAGGCCGACAGCAGAAAUGGCUGACGAAGCAGUGACCGCAUCAAAAGAAGAUGACUUGAUUUACCCGACAGCGGAAGUCAUCAGGCCGUCAGCAGGAAUGACAUGUGAAGGAGUGACUUCAUCUGAUGAGGAUGACCUGAGGUGCCCGGCAGCGGAACUGACAGACGAGAUCACCUCAGGGGACGACCUGAGGUGGUCGCCAGCAGACGAGGUCAUCAGGCCGCCAGCAGGAAUGACAUGUGAAGGAGUGACUUCAUCUGAUGAGGAUGACCUGAGGUGCCCGGCAGCGGAACUGACAGACGAGAUCACCUCAGGGGACGACCUGAGGUGGUCGCCAGCAAACGAGGUCAUCAGGCCGCCAGCAGGAAUGACAUGUGAAGGAGUGACUUCAUCUGAUGAGGAUGACCUGAGGUGCCCGGCAGCAGAACUGACAGACGAGAUCACCUCAGGGGACGACCUGAGGUGGCCACCAGCAGAAAUGACAUGUGAAGGAGUGACUUCAUCUGAUGAGGAUGACCUGAGGUGCCCGGCAGCAGAACUGACAGACGAAAUCACCUCAGGGGACGACCUGAGGUGGUCGCCAGCAGACGAGGUCAUCAGGCCGUCAGCAGGAAUGCCAUACGGUACAGUGACCUCAUCGGGAGGGGAGGACUUGAGGCUCCCGUCAGUGGAGAAUCAAGCCAGCGGGCCGCCAGCAGGAGAGGAGGACGUCCCUGAGCAGUCCGCGGCGGAGGAAGACACCGUGAUGGCGUCGGCCGGGGAGGCGGUGAUCAGCUCGUCGUCAGGGGACGAGGCAGGCGACGAGGACGAGGACGAGGUGUUUCGGCCCGUGGCUGGCGGUUUCCGGCGCGGGCUGAGCCGCAGCUGGCCCGGGAGUGAGUGGGGGGCGUGGGGCGGCGACAGCAGCAGCGACACCAGCCGCGCCAGCAGCCCCGCCCGCAGCCGGCGGCCCACGGGCAGCCUGACCAGCCUGCUGGAGCACGGCGGCGCGCGGUGGCUGGACGACAGGCACCCGCUGUGUAGCAGCCUGGCUGACCUGCCGCGGGCCGGCAGGCACUGCGGCGACGGCAGCAGGCUGGGGCAGCAGCAGCAGCACGGCGCCGCCUCCCGCCCGGGCGGCCUGGCGAUGCACUCCGGGUGGCACGCACUCCGCAGCAGCGUGCACCGCCGCGCCCACGCCACCCGCACGUGGGGCGCGCUGCGGGAGCACGUGCUGGAGCAGGUGAGCGCCAAGCGCGCGGUGCGGGCACGCCAGGACGGGGGCGAAGGUGCCAGCGAGUGGCCGCCGCGGGACGAGGCGCCCCCCCUGGCCCAGCCGCCCCCCACCCUCACCACCACGGUCAGCACACCCCCGGUGGCGCGCCGCCCCCCGCGCUUCAGCGAGAUUUUCGGCAGCGUCGGGGACGUGCGCGCCGCGCGCCGCAGCCUGAAGGACAGCCUCAGCGUGGACAAAAGCCUCAGCCUGGAGGAGCUGCCGCCCAGGACGCGGCGCACCAAGGGCCGACGGCGUCGCGGCGCGGAGCAGCAGCAGCAGCAGCAAGCAUCCCUGCGGUACGCCACGCCCACGGCCGCGGGGCCGGCGUGCGGGGCGGCGGGCGCGGCGGGGCUGCUAGAGGUGGUGGUGGCGGGGCUGGGGCGGCAGGAGACCAGCCCCGAGAGCGGCCUCGGCACUAGCUUCGAGGACAGCGCCGCCUCCUUCUCGUCCUCGUCGGCCGCUGCCUCGGGCAGCUCCUCGCCCGUCGCCACGCCCACGCCGCCCGCCGCCGCGCCGCGCCAGGUGUUCAGCGCCAUCUCUCACUACCUGUGCUCCGUGGACCUGGCAGAAAGCGAGGACGACAGUUUCAACCGCGAGGCCGAGGAGCUGCGGCCCGAGGACCUACUGCUGAUGACCGACACCGAGGACACGGUGACCUGGCGCGACCUGAUGGCGACUCCCCCCGCCCAUGACCCCGCCGACCCCCGGCCCGACCCCGACGACCUGGAGCUGCACUUCUCCGCCCCGCCCAGCCCAGCCCCGGACCCCCGCCGCCUGCCCCAGGAGCUGCGGGGCCUGCUGGGGGCUGCCGACUUCCCCCUGCACGGCCUGGCCUGGGGCUGCGCCGAACCCGGCCCCGCCACGCCGGCCCUAGCCACCUCCACCCCGCACGCACCAGACCCCGCGGGACGCGACCCCCCCUCCUCCCCGGACGACCCCUGGCCCUCCACGCAGCUGAUGGAGCGCCCCCACACACCCCAGGUGCCCCCCACCACCCCCACCACGCCCACGCAUGACGCCGCCACCCCCACCACGCCCAAGCGCGGCUACGCCCCGCCCCCGCGGCACGUGCCCUCCCCAACCCCCCCACCGUACGCCCCGGCAGCCACGCCCACCCAGGCCACGCCCACAACCCCACCCACCACGCCGGAGGAGGCGGAGGAGCAGCAGCAGGAGGAGGAGGAGGAGGGGAAGGAGGAAGAGGAGGACGCCAAGGAGUCCGCGGCGUGCAGGACCGACGCUGAGGCUGAGGCCGAGGGUCGCGGGCGCGGGCGCGAGGGCGGCGCGGCGGGGCGCGUCGCGUCGCGGGAGCGCAGUGUGAGCUGCAGCGACAACAUCCGCGCCUUCCUGCUGUCCCAGCCCUGCGCCGCCGCCCACGUCUCCGACACGCCCGUCGUCCACACUGACGCCCACUCCCACGCCUGCACAGACAAACACAUGCUGCCGGACGCUGUGGGGAAGGUGGAGGAGGUCGUCCCAACCACCCCCACCGCCUCCACCUCCGCCAUCACCGCCUCCACCACCUCCACCGCCUCCGCCCCCCGCCGCCGCCGCCGCCGCCCCCCGCCGGAGAAGAAACGCAGCUUCUGGUCCAGACUGUUCUGCACGGCCCCCAUGACAGUGGAGGGGUUGGUUGCGCCCCCGCCGAGCGACACGCCCCUCCACCAAUGGCUCAGACCCCGAACCCCUGCCGCCCCCAUCCCCCACGGCCCGCCCCCACCACCACUGCCGCCGCCGCUGCCCCGUCCCCCGCCCCCUCCGACCCUGAGGUGA
Molecule: messenger RNA, 4907 nt
Organism: Eriocheir sinensis (Chinese mitten crab)
Lineage: Eukaryota; Metazoa; Arthropoda; Malacostraca; Decapoda; Varunidae
Exons: 3
Coding region: 714-4907 (1397 amino acids)
Source: RefSeq, a predicted model, not a curated record